UUUAAGAGAAACAAAAUCUCUCUUUUUAGCUAUCUGCCUUAUAGUCCAGAUUUAGCACCUAUUAAAAACGUCUGGAGUCUAUUAAAAGAUAGACUAGAUAACAGAAUAGCUACUAGUUUAGGGGUAGGAGCUAGUAAGGCUAGUGUAGAGGCCUUUAUAAGGGCUAUACACAAAGAGUAG
Molecule: messenger RNA, 180 nt
Organism: Dothidotthia symphoricarpi CBS 119687
Lineage: Eukaryota; Fungi; Ascomycota; Dothideomycetes; Pleosporales; Dothidotthiaceae
Exons: 1
Molecular function (GO): nucleic acid binding
Source: RefSeq, a predicted model, not a curated record